UUCCCGUCUGUUUCGAUUCGGUAUUGGGAAUAUAUGUGAAUUUUUAUUUCGUGGUUUGACGAUUCGCACGGAUUACUCGAGGAGAGGCCCUGUGUUGGACUUUGACAGAGCGCGGAAUGAUGGCGUACAUACCGAGGUUUGCCCUCACAGCAUUUGCUUGCAUGUUUGUGAUAUGUGCACCGGGUCCAAUCUCCGGGCAAAUUCGUUAUUCUAUUCCCGAGGAAAUGGUGCAAGGGGCAUAUGUUGGGAAUGUCGCUGUGGAUUUGGGCCUGAAUGUACGGGAACUGUCAGCUCGCAAAUUCCGACUGAGCUCUGAUGACGGAAGGCGGUACAUGAAGGUCAGUUUGGACAAUGGAAUCAUGUCUAUUCGUGAAAGAAUCGACCGGGAACGUAUUUGUGGACAGAAUAAUAAAUGCACUGUAUAUUUCGAAACAAUACUGGAAAACCCGUUGGAGGUGUAUCACGGGGAAUUGGAGAUUCUUGAUGUAAAUGACAAUUCCCCCACUUUCUCGCAGAGCAGCAUUGUCUUGCAGAUAUCGGAAGCUAGUGCGCCCGGUGUACGUUUCCGACUCGAGGGCGCGGAUGAUCCCGACAUUGGUACAAAUACCGUGGCCGCUUAUACAAUCAGUUCCAGUGAGCACUUCAGUCUAAAAACACAGAGAGCCGAAGACGGUAUUAUGAUUGCCGAGUUGCUGUGGGAAAUCUUUGGACGAGAGCAGCAAUCAUCAUUUCAACUCUUGCUUACGGCGACUGAUGGUGGAACCCCACAGAGAUCAGCCACUGCUCAGAUUCUCAUUACUGUAUUCGAUAACAAUGAUAAUCCACCUGUGUUCGAUCAUGAUAUUUACAGAGGCAGUGUAAGUGAGAAUGCGCCGCGGGGUACGUUGGUGCUGAAAGUCAAAGCGAAUGAUUUGGACGAAGGACUGAAUUCGGAACUAACAUAUUGUUUUAGUGACAUUUCUUUGAUAAGAGCGCGAAAAUUAUUCAGUUUAGACCCAGUCACUGGGGAGCUUCGAGUCAAAGGGCUUCUCGAUUUUGAACAAGUAAACAGCUAUUCUCUGGAUAUUCGAGCCCAGGACCACGGUUCCCCUGCAAUGACAGGACACUCCAAAGUACUGAUCAAAGUCACUGAUGCGAAUGACAACGCACCUGAGAUAAAUGUACCAUCACCUUGCAACAAAAUCCCGGAAAAUGCGCCACCAGGACGUUUCAUAUGUCUGAUUAAUGUAAUGGAUCGUGAUUCUGGAGCGAACGGUCAAGUACGUUGCGAGUUAAGACAAAAGAACGUCCCAUUUCGACUGCAAAAGGUAUCGAACAACUAUAAAUUAACCACGAGUGAAACGUUGGACCGUGAAGCCAUCGCUGAGUAUAACAUUCUUAUUUCAGUCUGGGACUUGGGGUCGCCGUCACUCUCAUCAAAUACAACCAUCCAGAUUGCAAUUUCGGACGUUAACGAUAACGAACCACAAUUCACAGAGUCAUCCUACAACAUAUAUAUAAUGGAGAACAACGCUCCGGGUGUGUCCGUUUGCACAGUAACUGCAACAGAUCCUGAUCUGGAACAAAAUUCCCAUAUUUCCUACUCCUUUCUCGAUAACCAUAUCCAAAACAUGCCAGUAUCCACUUACCUCACUAUCAAUUCAAUUAACGGUACUAUUCACGCGCUGCGUUCCUUUGAUUAUGAGGAACUAAAAAACUUCCAGAUCCAUGUUCAAGCCCGUGACGCCGGGGUGCCUCCGUUGAGUAGCAGCGCCAUGGUGAAUGUGAUCAUCCUGGAUCAAAAUGACAACGCGCCGGUAAUAGUUUCACCUUCAGCAGCAGUGGAUACCGUACCCCGGUCAGCGGGUGAAGGGUACUUGGUCACCAAGAUAAUGGCAACUGAUGCCGAUUCUGGUCAGAACGCACGGCUCUUUUAUCAGAUAGUGAAAUCUACCGACCCCGGUUUGUACAACGUUGGACAACAUUCCGGAGAAGUCAGAACAGCGCGCAAUAGUUUGCAGUCGGAUAUUGCUUUACAAUCUCUAGUCAUCUUGGUUACGGACAAUGGGCAGCCAAGCCUGUCCAGCACAGUUACAAUGAACAUUAGAGUUUUGGGAAACAGCAGUGAAGGAAUCAGCGAACUCAGUACCUUGGUGAAGACUCCAGAAUAUUUCUCUGAUCCAAACGUUUAUUUAAUCGUCAUUUUCAGUUGCACUUCCGUGAUAUUUCUUCUGAUCAUCAUUCUGUUGAUUGGCAUCAAGUGUAAACAGGACAGAAAUAUUAUCCAAGGGCAUAACUCCACUAGUUAUUGUUACAAUCAUGGGGUUACGCACGGCACGUUUAAUGGAAGAUCAGCUAUGGAGGAAACAUUGUGUUAUCCUGGGACGGGCCGCGUAGUCCGGGGGGUAGAACUGAAUCAAUACUCAAUCUGUCUGUCUCCAGAGUCAGCGAAAAGCGAUUUUCUCUUCCUGAAGCCACGCGACGCUCCCACCUCUCAAGCUCAAAGCUAAAUAACACUGGUACGUAGAUUGAAGAAUCCCAUUUAG
Molecule: messenger RNA, 2525 nt
Organism: Leucoraja erinaceus (little skate)
Lineage: Eukaryota; Metazoa; Chordata; Chondrichthyes; Rajiformes; Rajidae
Product: protocadherin alpha-C2-like
Biological process (GO): homophilic cell-cell adhesion
Cellular component (GO): plasma membrane
Molecular function (GO): calcium ion binding
Source: RefSeq, a predicted model, not a curated record